AUGUGUGGGUGCCGUUACAAAACAAAAUAUGUUCGAUUUGUUAUUCGUUAUCAUUUAUUUAUAUUUUGUUGUACAUUUAUAAUGAUUAGCGUUUGUGUUGCAUUUCUUAUUUAUAAACGUGAUGAAAUUAAACUACAAUAUUUGCUCAAGGGCUUUCAAACUCACGGAACAAAAAUUAGUGAUAAUUAUAGAAAAUUAAUAUCAAUAUUUCGUCAAACACAAUUACAACAUCUUUUUCCUACAUCUCGAAUACCGACAGAAGAGAAGAUACCAAUAAAAUUGUAUAAUUAUUAUAAACCAAACGUUAGUCCCUGCCAUAAACGACUGUAUAUGCCAAGAUGUUCGAUUGUCAAUUAUACACAAAUAACAUAUUCAAUGCGUGAAAUGUAUAGUUUAUUCGAUUUAAUACCAUUCAAAUCUCUUUGUCAAUUUGAAUAUCAAUUACAAUCAAGUUUUAGGAAUACUAAUAAUGAUGGUGAUGAUGAUGAUGAUAAUGAUCAAUGUUGUCAAUUUAUAGGACCAGUGGGUAUUUUUUUUGACAAAUGUAUUGUUUCAUCGAACAUAUGUGAAAAUCUAACUUAUUCUCAAUUAGAUGAAUAUCGCAUUCAUUGGCAUGAUUGUUUGUCAAAUAAUGAAGAUAAAUGUCCUAAAAAUUCUCCAUUAUAUAAUUAUAUUCAUGCUCAAACAAUAACAAGAGAUGAUCAAUCGUUUUCAUUUUAUAUUAGUACCGAUAAUGAUACAACAUAUUUAUUAAAAUUAUAUAAUUAUAUGACAAAUAUUAAUUAUAAUAAUGAAAAUUUAAAUUAUUUUUAUUUAAUCGAUAUUCAAUACAGUCAUACAGAAAUAUUAUUAAAUUAUUUAUUAAUUAAAAAUUUCCAUUUAAUAUUAAUAUCAUUAAUAAUUUAUAUUCUAUGUUUAAUAUUGUUUGUCAAAAAUUUAUUUUUUACUCUUAUUGUUAUUGUUCAUUUAUUACUAUCUAUUUUACUUAGUUUUAUCAUCUAUUAUUUUCUAUUUCAAUUUCCAAUUACAAUUUUAAAUUAUACAAGUUUAACAUUACAUUUAUUUUUAUCAUUAUUAGAUUCUUAUCUAUGGUAUAAUUUAUGGUUAAUUCAUAGUCAUAGAAAAGAUGAUUGUACAAUACAACGAAUUAUUGAAAAUAUAAUUACACAUACAUUUCAUCAUAUUAUACCAAAACAGAUCACAACAAUAUCCGCUUUACUUAUAUCUUAUACAAAUCAAUUAAUAACAAUUCAAUGUUUUACCGUAUUUUCAUGUAUUUUAAUUCUUGUAUCAUUAGUCAUCUCAUUUGCACUCUAUCCAGCUUCCUUUGUAUUCAUAAUACGUUAUCAUCCGUCAAUACCAACAUUUGAACGUUUUUCACAUAUACAUUUUUUAUCAACAAUGACAAGUUGUUUAGUUGAUAAAACAAUUCCAUUAUUAAUAUUACGUUUUAAAGCAUUUUGGAUAACUAUUCUUAGUAUUAUUGCAUUUAUUGCUCUUCUAAUUAUUUUUCAAUGGCCAAAAUUACAAUUUGAUAUUUGUCAAUUAACAUUUAAUACAAUUCCACAUUCUCAUUAUCAUCGAACAAAAUCUAAAACAAUAAAUAAUUUAAAAACAAAUUUUGAUAUUGAUAUUACAUAUUAUAUUGGAUCAAAUAUUGAAUUUCCAUCUGAAUCCUAUUUUAUACCAAAUAAUGAUUAUCCAACAUCAAUUGGUUGGAUUGAUGCUAAAGUACCAUCACAAAUACAGACACCAUCAUUUGAUAAAUCAUUAAAAUCAAAUUUAUCAGUUUUAUUAAAUAUAUGUAAUUAUAUUGAUAAACAUUCAAAUAGACAACGACGAACAAUAAUAAAAUCAUAUCAUAAAUAUCAUCGACAUAUACAACCAUAUCAUUAUGAAUUAUCAAUGAAUGAUAAAUUAAUAAUACAAGGAUUAAAUAAUUCAGAAACAAUUUUAUUUGAUGAAAAAUAUAAUAAUCAAAAUAAAUUUCCUAUUACAUUACUAACAUAUAAUUGUUUUGGUGAUACAUUAGAAAUGCAAAUGGAUUAUAAUCAAACAUUAUUUUUAAAAUUAAAUACGUCUCAAACAUGUGUUGAUCUUCCAAAAUGUUUAUCAAAUCUUAGUGAAUAUAUUGGUAAUUAUUCAUCUGUUUGUUCUGGUUGUUAUUCCUAUUAUUUCUAUCGUCAAUAUAAACAAAAUGAAUUAUUUUUAAUGAAAAAUGGUUUACAUUAUCUUCGUGGUGAUGAUCAAUCAUAUUAUUUAUUAUAUUCAUUAACAUAUCGUCUAAAUGAAUUUGACUCAAAUAGUCUUUCAUCAUGGUCACAAUUAAAUAAUUAUUUAAAUACAAAUUUUAUAUAUAAAUAUUUAAAUUAUUUAUAUCAUAUCACUGCUACAAAACAAAAUAUAUUUUUUUCUAGUGAAUUUUUUUCAUCAUUUUCAAUUAUGGAACAAUUAAUAUUUCAUAGAAAUAUUUUAUUAUCUGUACAAUUUGCAUUCAUAUUACUUUUUUUAUUUUUAUUUACCGGUUUAUUAGGUCUUUUUGUAACAAUAACAACAAUAAUUAAUUUUCUAACAUGUUUAGGAUUUUUUACAUUAUUUCAUUUUAAAUUAUCCAUUGAACAUUUAUCUUAUUAUAUAAUUACUCUAGUUAUUUGUCUACAUUAUUCCGUAUUAUAUUCUGUAAAUUAUAAAUUAGCACCAACAUUAUUUUAUCAACGAGAAAAUCGAUCAUUAUAUUCAUUAAAACAAAUAUUAAUGCCUUUAAUUCAAUUUACAUUAUCUGUUUUAUUUACAUGUUUAAGUUUAUUAUUUUCAUCAUUACCCUAUUUAUAUUCAAUUGGAUUUACCUAUUUAUGUUGUUCAUUUUGUUCAUUAAUUUAUUCAACAUUAUUUUUACAAUCAUUAUUAUGUUUAUUUGGACCUGAAGGACGAUUAUGUAUUUGGCCAUGUCCUCGACUUGUACAUAUUCCUCAUCAGACUCAAAGAAGUGGUGGUAUUACAGGAACAAGUAAUUCAUCAGGAAGACAUUAUAAACAUCAUCGAAUGUCAACAUCAUCUUAUUUUGCAUCACUAUCACAUGUAUUAACGAGUUCUACUUAUUUUGAAAAUGAAUUUAAUCAAUUAACAGAUUUACCAUUAUCUCGACGUCGUGAAAGUUCUCGAAGUCAACAAUAUCAACAACAAAUUCCAUUAAUAACAAGUGAAUUAAUUGAAUUAUAUUCAUCACCUCGAACAAGUUUAUCUCCACAUCAACAAUAUCGUUAUUCAAGACAAUCAUCAUCUAUUUCAACUAGAGGUUUAUCAAUUACACAACCUCGACCACUUUAUGUUCACACAUCGCAUUCUGUAUCACCACAUUCACAUUCUCAUAGUUCAAGUCGACAACGAUCUCCAUCACCACAAAUAAUUUCCAUAAUGCAACACCGACAAUCAACACGAUCUCCAUCACCACGAUCGUUAAUAACAAAUGUUUCAUUAUUAAGACCGUGUGCAUCAGCACCGAGGCUACAUGUUCCAUCAUUAUCUUAUGUGCCUAAAUCAACUAUUAUCGAAUGUGUCGAUAAUGGUGGUGAUAGUAAUGGUGAGGGUACAAAAAUAAAAACUCGUCUAUUAACAACACAAACACAACAAGUACAUUAUACAAAAAAACAUCAUGAACACGAUGAUUUAGAUGAAAAUGAUAUAUCUGUUAUAACAUCAAUGGAUGAUAAUAAUAUAGAAAAGAAAAUGAUACGUCAAAAUGCAUUUAGUACUAUAUCAUCAAUAGAUAGUAUGAUGACAUCUGUAGUUGAACAAAAUAUUGUUAAUAAUACAAAUGUAACUACAAGUAGUAGACGAGCAGUUUUAAAAACAGAUUCAUCUCCAAUAUGGAUAAAACGCUCGAAUAGUAGUUAA
Molecule: messenger RNA, 3894 nt
Organism: Didymodactylos carnosus
Lineage: Eukaryota; Metazoa; Rotifera; Eurotatoria; Philodinida; Philodinidae
Source: the annotation of a GenBank genome assembly